UGGGACCGCCGCGCCGGAAGUGGCUUGGAGGCUGCGGUGCGUUGUGGACAUGAUGGCGCUGGUGACCGAGGAGCUCGAGGCCUUGGCGGCGAUUUUCUGCGGGCCCCGCGAGUGGGAGGUGCUAAGCCGCUCAGAAACAGAUGGAACCGUAUUCAGAAUUCACACAAAGGCUGAAGGACUUGGAGGCGUGGACAUACCCUUAGAGUUGGUAUUUCAGUUACCUGCCACCUACCCCUCGUGUCUGCCCAGGAUCUCCAUUAACUCUGAACAUCUGACCAGGGCCCAGUGUGAGACUGUGAAAGACAGGUUACUCAAGCAAGCAGAGACUCUCCCAUCAGAACCUAUGGUUCAUGAACUGGUUCUCUGGCUUCAACAGGGUCUUCGGCAUAUCCUCAACCAGACAGAACCUAGAGCGGGCAGUGUGCAGAAUGCUUUUGCAGUCAGCCCGACCACAGAUGAUGGAUUGUGGCUGGCUCUUUUGCAUCUAGAUCAUAUGAGAGCAAAAGCUAAAUACAUCAGAACUGUGCAGAAAUGGGCUUCUGAUUUAAGGCUCACAGGAAGACUGAUGUUCAUGGGUAAAAUAAUACUGAUUUUACUACAAGGAGACAGAAGCAACAUCAAGGAAUACCUGAUGCUACAGAAAACCUCCAAAGUCGAUGUGGACUCAAGUGGAAAGAAAUGCAAAGAGAAAAUGAUUAGUGUACUAUUGGAAACAAAAGUACAGACGGAACAUAAAAGGUUUCUGGCAUUUGAAGUCAAAGAGUAUUCCGAGCUGGAUGACUUACAAAAGGAAUUUGAAGCUGCGGGACUUCAGAAGCUUUUCUCUGAAUUCGUGCUUGGGCUGGUAAAAUGAAAUGAAUGACAGGAGUCUGGCUCAGACAGCAGGGUUUUGUUGUUUUUGCCUUGGUCUGGGGGAGGGGCUCAUUGAAAAAAUCACAAGAGGGUAAUUUUACAGUUUCUCUGAAGUGCGAUCUUUCUCAUUUCACAGACACAAUCCAGUUGUGUUUUAUAGAAUAUUACAUAAAAAAUACCCCCCAUGUCCUAAUUUUUGCUAGGAAAAACUGGGCUUAAUAGAUAGAACUUUAUUUAGCAGAUAAAUAAAAAGAGAU
Perognathus longimembris pacificus (Pacific pocket mouse) is the source of this 1109-nucleotide messenger RNA. It is a transcript of the gene Rwdd3, whose product is annotated as RWD domain containing 3. Gene Ontology annotation, molecular function: protein binding. The transcript is spliced from 4 exons. NCBI's taxonomy places the organism in Eukaryota, Metazoa, Chordata, Mammalia, Rodentia, Heteromyidae. The record is from RefSeq and is a predicted model, not a curated record. Gene Ontology annotation, biological process: positive regulation of protein sumoylation; positive regulation of hypoxia-inducible factor-1alpha signaling pathway. Bases 50 to 853 code for a protein of 267 amino acids.